UAAAGAAGACCUUGACCUUGACAUGAACGGCUGAGGUUAAUGCCUUUCUUGGUGGAAGCCCCGUUGUUCUGAAGUAAAAUCUCGGGUUUGGCUUGGCUAAGAAUGCUGAUUGACCAAUAAUAUAGCAUACAAAAUCGGUGGACAGCCAAGGUGGUCAAAAGGGGUAAUUUCAUAUUUAUCAGUUUUUAGAAUAUCGUUAAUCUGAAGUGGGAAGCUUGAAAAGGGCCAACUCCAUCUGAUGAUACCCCGUCGGGGUCGCAAAUGCAUAUAAUUUCCUCUCUUCCAAUUAUUUCUUUGAUUCCCAUUCCUCUGGUGCCAAGUUUAAGAGGGUUUCAGCUUUUCCUUUCAUUCAAUUCUUGCUAAGCUUCAAUUGCAUGAUUUCUGCGUCAACUCAUUGGAUUUCACAACACAUCAACCGCAUAGGCGAUACUUCUCUUUCACGUUGUUUCCUUUUCUUUUGGGAGGCACUGGAGUUCUAUCAUCAGGGUUCAAAUUGUGCAUAGGCAAUGGGACAAUGUUGGAGCAAGAUCAGCAAGGUGUGCAUGUGUUGCCGUGGUAAAAACAUUGGUGCUGAUAAUAACAAGAAAAACAUCCAGAAUGAACAUGGAGAUUGCACCUGCAAAGAUAUCCACCAAAUAGACAGCACCCAGAAAUGGGAGGAAAAGCUAUCAGAAGCGAAUAGGGAUGGCAAGAGUAUAAUUGUAAAUUUCUGUUCAUCAUGGUGUGCUCCUUCUAAAUCAAUUGCACGAACAUUCUGCGAUCUUGCUGAAAAAUAUUCCUCCAUCGUAUUUUUAAGUGUUGAUAUUGAUGAGCUUGGGGAGCUUAGUUCUUCAUGGGAAGUCAAAUCCACCCCCACAUUCUUCUUCCUUAAAAAUGGGCGACAAGUUGACAAACUAGUAGGAGCCGAUAAACGAGAACUCCAAAAGAAGACUGCUGCCCUUUCUAGUCUUCCAAAUGACUCUUAAGUAAAUAUUUUGUCUGAAAUCCUAUCUUACUAUUCUCCUCAUCAGAUUCUUGGCAGAAUCAAUCUUGUGUUAGAACUAAUUAGUAGCAGUGGCAAAUGUCAUUUCACAAUUUUCCUUGCAUUAUCCAAUCAAGCACACAAGAUAUAUAGUGGAGUUUGAAGGUUACAAUCAAUCAGAUUCUCAUGAGUCACUUUUUUGAAGAGAAUUCUCCUGCUUUUGCAACGUUAGUGUUCUUCAAACAGUUCCCUUCUGUAGACCUCUGCAAAACCACCAAUCCGAGGAGGGGUGAAAGCCAUAAUUGAAGCGACGAAGAAGAGAGUAAAUAGGUGAAGAAAUGUGAAUAGGAGUUCAAGAAGAAGAGGAACCAGAUGUAAUGCUUGACCCUUGCAAUUGAAAAUGACAAUUGGGAAAUCAGGCCACUUCAAUCAUCUUACAAAUGUGAUAUGGUCACUCAGGACAAGAAGGCACUAAUUAGCCUUCAUGGGAAUUGCAGGAGAAACUCAUUUGUUGGUUAAGAGCAGCUAGCUAGGGAUGACUCCCAGUUCUAACACAACCAUAGUUAGGGUCUUUUUGGUGUUACUGAUUUUGCUAUUGCUUUAAAAAAGCAAGGUACCUGUUUAGUAAUAAAAUAUAAAGUUGCUCUUAGAAGUUAUUUAUUA
Molecule: messenger RNA, 1624 nt
Organism: Manihot esculenta (cassava)
Lineage: Eukaryota; Viridiplantae; Streptophyta; Magnoliopsida; Malpighiales; Euphorbiaceae
Product: thioredoxin H9
Exons: 5
Coding region: 507-965 (152 amino acids)
Source: RefSeq, a predicted model, not a curated record